Molecule: messenger RNA, 1695 nt
Organism: Penicillium longicatenatum
Lineage: Eukaryota; Fungi; Ascomycota; Eurotiomycetes; Eurotiales; Aspergillaceae
Product: cytochrome P450
Exons: 6
Coding region: 1-1695 (564 amino acids)
Molecular function (GO): heme binding; monooxygenase activity; iron ion binding
Source: RefSeq, a predicted model, not a curated record
AUGGGGAAGAUCAACAUUCGUGCUACAUACUUCAGGCUCCAACAAGUCCUCCCAGUUGGCGAUCCAGAACUUCCAUCACUCCCUCACUCCCUCACUGUGAUCAGUGCGAGAUUGGCCAUGCUGAAUACUUUAAAAUCGGCUAUCGCUGGGAUCUUAAUUUCACUGAUCCUUCUGAUCGCAAAGUAUGCGGUUGCCAGCCGGCGACCCAAGAACUUCCCUCCUGGACCACCUGGGCUUCCUGUUAUUGGGAAUCUUCAUCAGUUGCCUAUUCGAAAAGCCUUUAUACAGCAACAUGAAUGGACCAAGGAAUACGGAAGUAUCAUUGGGCUGAAACUAGGUCCUCAAAACGUGGUUGUGCUAAACAGCCAUCGCCAUGUCCAGGAGCUUUUUGAUAAACGAGGGGGACUUUACUCCGGUCGACCAGAAAAUUACGUCGGUGGGGAGCUCAUCUGCCCAAACGAAAUCCAUAUGCUGCUAGCACAGUAUGGUGCAGGGUGGAGGACUCUCCGCAAGUCUGUUCAAGGCUUGCUGAAUGUGGCCGCCGUCGAUGCGCUGUACCCCAUCCAAACCGCCGAGGCUACGCAGACGAUGUGUCAACUACUAGAUGAUCCUGCUGGCUACUACGAUCAUAUCCGUCGCUAUACCACUGCCGUAAUUCUUGCCUCUGUCUUUGGUCAGCGGGGCGAGAGUUUUCAAUCAUCCAAAGUGCAGGCUUUAUACCAUGCGCAGGACCGGUUCACUGCAAUACUCGAACCUGGAGCAACCCCGCCUGUGGACGCCUUUCCCUUCUUGAAAGCCAUCCCGGAAUUUCUUAGUCCCUGGAGGAAAGAGGCCAAGGAAGUACGACAGGAGCAGAGCUCGCUUUAUCAUAAGCUUCUGGAUGAGACUAGGGAGCGUAUCCGGAAGGGAAAUUCGACUUCGUGCUUUAUGGAGAAGAUAAUGGAUGACCAGGAGAAAAACGGCUUCAGCGACGAGCAGGUGGCCUACUUAGGGGGAAUAUUGAUGGAAGCUGGAUCUGAUACCACAUCAUCAACUUUGCUUAUUUUUGUUCUCGCCAUGACACAGCACCCAGAGGUUCUUGAAAAGGCACAAGAAGAAGUGGACCGUGUCUGCGGCUCCGAUAGAUCGCCUACCUUUGACGACAUUGGAAAAUUGGAGUAUCUGUCGGCGUGUAUGAACGAAGCUCUACGGUGGCGACCAAUCGCACCUGGCGGCAUUCCUCACAUGCUGAUCCAAGAUGAUCACUAUGAAGGCUAUUUUCUACCCAAGGGUACGAUCUUGUUUGCGAACACAUGGGCCAUCCACAUGGAUGAAAGCGAAUAUGAGGAACCUGAUAGCUUUAUACCGGAGCGGUUCAUCGGCAACAAGUUUGGAUCUAAGACUCAAGUCACAGAUAAGCACCGUCGAACGACCUAUGGUUUUGGCGCUGGACGACGAGUUUGUCCUGGUCAACGACUGGCUGAGAACUCAUUGAUGCUGAACAUCGCCAAGAUGGUUUGGCUUUUCGAUAUUAAGGCUGCCUCUACGGCUCCGCUAGAUGUCAAUAUGAGCUCGGCUUUCACUGAUGGAUUUCUUGUUGCGCCUAAGAAAUUCCCUGUUGAGUUUGUUUGUCGUUCUGAACAGCGAAUGAAGGUCAUCCGGGAUGAACUCGACGAAUCCGAGAAAAUCCUUGCAAGCUUUGGAAAUGAGACUUGA